AUGUAGACUACAGAAAAUAGCUAAGAAAUAUAAAGUGAAUUAUAAAGUUCUGUUUUUAGUUUUUUCGAAGAAAUUAAGGGCAAGUUUUUUGGGCCAAAAAAGGUUGAGGAGGUUAAAGUAUUUGAACCUGAUGUUGUCAAAUCAGUUGAAGAACUUUAAGUGAAAAUUUUAGAAUCAUCUUAGACCUCUCCUUUUCUUAGUGAUUUUGAAAAGAAGUGUUUUAGAAAUUUAGAUUACAGCUAUAAGCUAGAUCAAACAGACAAUUUUUUCAAAUUUUACAAUAGAUUAAUAUACAGCGUUCAUCCUCGUAUUUUAGAGUAAGAAUAAAAAGCUAAGGAGAUGACUUGGUCAUAGGUUUUUAGUGAACUUAAAGAUUUCUAAAAGAAAAAAGUCGAGUAUCUUCGUGAAAAGUAUAAAAAUUAAAAAAACAAAUAAGAAGAAGAAGAUGAUGAUGACGAAGUUAAUGAGUAAGGAUACGGAGGAGACAUAUUUGGCUAAUAAAAAGAAAAAGUGAGAUAAAACGAUGAUUUAGAUAAGUUAUAUGACAUAGGAACUCAUUUUAAAUAUUUUAAAAAAGAGUAUUAUACAAAUUAAGCUAAAAUAGAUCAAACUUCGAAAAAUUUUGAUAUAGUUGUUUAUAAAGAUUCUCUUGAAGAUAUAGAUCCACUUUACGCAACAUAUCCUAAACAUGAUAUUCCCAUCAUUGAUUUAUUCUUAGUGAGAUUAGAAAAAUUUUAGUUAUGGUCCAGCACUAGAAUAUUUUCAAUGGGUUUUCUGUGCACUUUCCCUAUUUUAGUUGGUAUGGUUUUGGCAAGACAAGUGCCAAAGAACCUAGGUGGUGCUGAUCUAUUUAAAACUACUGUAAGCAAAUUCCUCUACAAAGGUGGAUUUUAAGAUAAAAUGAAUAGAAGAGAAGCAGCAUUAAUUUUAAAUCUCAAGCAGAAUGCUACCAAAGAAGAAAUUAGAAAAAGCCACAGAAAAAUGAUGAUGACAAACCAUCCUGAUAAUGGUGGUUCUCAAUAUGUUGCUACAAAAAUCAACGAAGCUAAAGAACUUAUGUUAAAAGGAGACAUUUGA
Messenger RNA from Tetrahymena thermophila SB210, 1077 nucleotides. Its product is annotated as DnaJ domain protein. The transcript has 3 exons. Gene Ontology annotation, cellular component: PAM complex, Tim23 associated import motor. Gene Ontology annotation, biological process: protein import into mitochondrial matrix. The record is from RefSeq and is a predicted model, not a curated record. Lineage: Eukaryota; Ciliophora; Oligohymenophorea; Hymenostomatida; Tetrahymenidae. Gene Ontology annotation, molecular function: ATPase activator activity.